AUGUUAAAGCAGUUAUACAAAAGCAGAUAUCUUAAUACUACUUCAGAAAAUCACAAAAAGGUCACAAAACAAUUUUGGAAUACAUUUCAAGAUAAUUUAGAUAUUAAUAUUCGUGGAAUAGAUGGAAAGAGAAGAAUAUUGUUAAUUAUUGUGGAUAAAAUUCCCUAUAAAAUAAUUAAAAAAAAGUUACUAAUUAAAUCAGAUAUUAAAUUAGUAAUUGAAGGAAUUCAUAGAACAUCAGUAGCCUAUCUAGAACUAGAAGGUACUAAAGAUAAGACAAGUGUUAAGAGUUUUAGAGAAGCAGAAUCUGAUGUUUCUCUAAUGUAA
Molecule: messenger RNA, 327 nt
Organism: Scutellospora calospora
Lineage: Eukaryota; Fungi; Glomeromycota; Glomeromycetes; Diversisporales; Gigasporaceae
Source: the annotation of a GenBank genome assembly